Molecule: messenger RNA, 2235 nt
Organism: Maniola jurtina (meadow brown)
Lineage: Eukaryota; Metazoa; Arthropoda; Insecta; Lepidoptera; Nymphalidae
Product: heat shock protein 70 B2-like
Exons: 2
Coding region: 89-1984 (631 amino acids)
Biological process (GO): cellular response to unfolded protein; protein refolding
Cellular component (GO): cytoplasm
Molecular function (GO): ATP binding; ATP hydrolysis activity; heat shock protein binding
Source: RefSeq, a predicted model, not a curated record
GUUUCCAUUACGUUUCAAUCGUUCUAAGUGAAGGACAAGUGGACUGUGUCAAUUUUUAGUGAGAUUUUUGGUGAUAUUUUGAUACGAAAUGGUGGCGAUAGGAAUCGAUUUGGGAACCGCGUGUUCGUGUGUGGCUGUGUGGCGUGACAACUGUGUGGAAGUGAUACCAAACGAGAACGGGAACAAAAUAACACCUUCGUACGUAGCAUUCACGCCUCGCGAGCGUUUGAUUGGCGACUCCGCGAGGAACCAAGCAUCUGUCAAUGCUACUAACACGAUUUUUGGCGCGAAACGUUUGAUCGGGCGCGCUUUUGACGACGUAGGGCUGCAAAUGGAUCUCCGGCAUUUCCCUUUUUCGGUGACCAACGACAACGGUAAGCCAAAAAUCAUAGUUCAUUACAAAAGCCAAAAAAGGUUUUUUGCUCCCGAGGAAAUAAGCGCUAUGAUACUUUUCAGGAUGAAGGAGUUAGCUGAGGAGUAUCUUGAGUGUAAAGUCGACAAGGCGGUGGUGACUGUGCCUGCGUAUUUCAACGAUUCGCAGAGACAGGCUACCAGGCUUGCAGGAAAGAUAGCUGGUCUGGAAGUUAUACGAAUCAUCAAUGAACCCACCGCCGCGGCACUCGCGUAUGGUUUGAGCAAGAACUUGAAAGGAGAUCGUAAUGUGUUAGUGUACGACCUAGGUGGAGGCACUUUCGAUGUAUCGAUCUUGAACAUCGGCGAGGGUUCCGUCUACGAAGUUAAAGCGACAGCGGGGAACCCAAGACUCGGCGGCGAAGACUUCGACAACCGAAUCGUCGCAUACUUUCUCGAGGACAUCAAAAAACGGCACGGUAAGGAAGUUAAAAGCGCCCGAUCGUUAAGGAGACUUAAAUUCGCUGCCGAAAAAGCGAAAAAGUGUCUAACUUCCGCUACCGAGGCAGUGAUACAAGUCGAAACCCUUAAAGACACCAAAGAUUAUACCGGACGUGUUUCGCGCGCCUUAUUCGAGCAACUGUGCUCGGAUUUGUUCCAAGAUACGCUUAAAUAUGUUGACCAAGCAUUGAUGGAUGCUGGUAUGACAAAAAACGACAUACACGACGUUAUCCUGGUCGGUGGCAGCACUAGAAUACCAAAGAUCAAGAAGAUGCUCAGCGAAUACUUCGGUAGAAAGAGUAUUAUCAGCUCUAUUAACCCUGACGAAGCUAUCGCUUGUGGUGCAGCCAUACAAGCAGCCAUUUUGUCUGGGGAGCAAAAUAAUAAAAUUAAGGACAUGCUGUUAGUUGAUGUCGUGCCCUUAUCACUAGGACUAGAAACAGCAAGAGGGAUGAUGUUCAAAGUCAUCGAACGAAAUACCCCUAUACCCUGCCGUUAUACCAAAGAAAUGACUACCUUAGAAGACUACCAAAGCAGCAUGACUAUCGAAAUAUUCGAAGGCGAACGGACUCUGACUAAAGACAACCGUUUGCUGGGCGUUUUCGAACUUCAAAACAUACCACCAGUACCUCGAGGAGUAGCAAAAAUUGAUGUUAUUUUUGACAUAGACACCAAUGGAAUUCUAACAGCCUCCGCCCAAGAUAAAAGCACAGGGAACAGAGAGAGUAUAACCAUAGACAAUGUCUGCAGAAUGUCUCAACAGGAGAUCAGCAAGAUGAUUUCUAACGCUGAGAAGUUUAAAGAAGAAGACAGCGAGAAUAAACUUCGAUUAGAAGUCAGGAAUCAAUUGGAGACUUACAUUUAUAAUGUAAAACGAUCUGUUGUUGAGAAUUUGGAGGGAUUGACUGGUAGUGAAUGCGCAGAUAUGAUUGGAGAGUGUAAAUCUGCUAUCGCGUGGUUGGACGAGAAUCCAGAUUGCUUGAGGGAGGAGUACGAAAGGAAAAUGUCUGAAUUAUUGCGGAAUUGGUCGUCGAAUAUAAGGAAGUUAGAUAUUGCCACUCAUAUGAUUAAAAGGCAGAAAAUUGGGGAAAUGAAUAUACGGACCACAAUUGAAGAAGUAGUAUACCAUUAAAAAAAAUGAUAAAAAUUACAUAAGUAAAUGGUUUUGAACAAGAUUUUGUGGAGUGCUUAUGUGUUAUUUCAUAAAGUUGGAAUGGCAGCUGGUGAAUAGCAUCGUGGUAUCAUAAUUUAUUGAUCUUAGAUUGAGAUCAACAUCGAUUCUGAAGAAAGGAUCCUGAAGAAAAUCCUACCUGAAGAGACGCAACGGAAAGUUACCUACAAGUUACAACUUUAAAUCUUUUUGUCGUGUUUAAUUUUUUAAGU